Molecule: messenger RNA, 3335 nt
Organism: Xiphias gladius (swordfish)
Lineage: Eukaryota; Metazoa; Chordata; Actinopteri; Istiophoriformes; Xiphiidae
Gene: pank2
Product: pantothenate kinase 2
Exons: 7
Coding region: 159-1460 (433 amino acids)
Biological process (GO): coenzyme A biosynthetic process
Cellular component (GO): nucleus; cytosol
Molecular function (GO): pantothenate kinase activity; ATP binding
Source: RefSeq, a predicted model, not a curated record
CGAUAAAUAAGACAUGUACCUCAGUCGUUUCUAACGGUACAGCCACAUAGCUGGCUAAUUAGUUAGCUUCUAUACAUUGUUGUCCAGGUAAAUCAGUGACUUUUAAUGGUUUAAUUUAUCAUAGACUAAAGCAUAUAUGUAGUUAAUCGGUCAUUUCGAUGGCGCUCAAUGGCCAGCAGCGCGACGAUGAUACUAUCGACGAAGACGAAACGCCCACGAAGCAGCCGCGGUCCAACAAGGAGAUGACUGCCGGUUAUCUCAGAAAUGAGCCCAGCACUGAGGCAGCCGCGUCCGCCGGAAGAAGCACAUCCGACCGGCGGACCUCCAACUCGACGACGAGGCAUCGGAUCGACUCGGUGAAGAAAACAAGGCCGCCAUUUCCCUGGUUUGGGAUGGACAUUGGAGGCACUCUGGUGAAGCUUGUGUACUUCGAGCCAAAAGACAUCACAGCAGAGGAGGAGCAGGAAGAGGUGGAGAACCUGAAGAGCAUCCGGCGCUACCUAACCUCCAACACCGCCUAUGGUAAAACAGGCAUCAGGGAUGUGCACCUCGAGCUGCAGGACCUUACACUGUGCGGCAGGACGGGCAACCUGCACUUCAUCCGCUUCCCCACGCACGACCUGCCAGCCUUCCUGCAGAUGGGCCGCAACAAGCACUUCUCCAGCCUCCACACCACCCUGUGCGCCACUGGAGGGGGGGCGUACAAGUUUGAGUCUGAUUUCCGCACGAUGGCAGACCUGCAGCUUCACAAGCUGGAUGAGCUGGACUGUUUAAUUCGGGGGGUAUUGUACAUCGACUCGGUGGUGUCCAGUGGCCCCUCUGAGUGCUACUACUUUGAAAACCCCACAGACCCAGAUCACUGCAUGCAGAUGCCCUACACACUGGAGAACCCCUAUCCUCUGCUGCUGGUCAACAUUGGGUCUGGGGUCAGCAUCCUGGCUGUCUACUCUGAGAAUAACUACAAACGAGUCACUGGGACCAGCCUCGGUGGUGGGACCUUCCUGGGCCUGUGUUGCCUGCUGACUGGCUGCUCUACUUUCGAGGAAGCCCUAGAAAUGGCCUCUCAGGGGGAGAGCACCCGUGUGGACAAGCUGGUUCGGGACAUUUAUGGAGGAGACUAUGAGAGGUUUGGACUGCCAGGCUGGGCUGUAGCCUCAAGUUUUGGCAACAUGAUGUCCAAAGAGAAGAGGGAGUCGGUGUCCAAAGAGGACCUGGCCAGGGCAACACUGGUUACCAUCACCAAUAACAUCGGCUCCAUCACCAGGAUGUGUGCUCUCAAUGAGAACAUUGAGCGAGUGGUGUUUGUUGGGAACUUCCUUAGAGUGAACACCCUCUCUAUGAAGCUGUUGGCCUACGCCAUGGACUACUGGUCCAAAGGCCAGCUCAAAGCACUCUUCCUACGGCAUGAGGGUUACUUUGGAGCAGUCGGAGCCCUGUUAGAGCUUCUGCAUCCAUCAUAAGCUGUCGGAACUACAUCCAAAGAAGUACUUGUCAAUCUGCUGCAAAGAUCGAUAGCACUGUAGACUGUUCCACGGUGGGUUGUUAAGUUGGCCACUAGCCAGUUGCUGGUAAAUUUUGGUUGUGGCAGACAAACUGUCAGCAUUUGGAGGUCCUAUUAUGUUCUCAGAAAUCAAACUUGUUUGUAAACUGGUAAAAGUAUCACUUUAAAUUUUGACACACACCUGCUAUUGUGGUCAGUGGAUGGAAGUCAGUUUCCUUGCCCUGGCCUAGUUUGUGGCAGCAAAGUAGACAAAAGUUAUAUGUGUGCAGCAAUUUGCAGUAAAUGAGCCAGGUUUGGUCUGAAAGAUCUCAAGGAAAUUCACCGCUGUUGCCUGAAGUAAUACCUGUCGUCACGUAGUCUUGUCUUGUGGACUGCAAAUACCCCUCAAUGGGUAUCAGGUCCUGGGCCAAAUAUUUGCAAGUACUUUUUAGGGUUGAGUUUACCAUACUUAGGUACCAGAUGGGUGGGAUUUUGACCAGUCUACUCGGGUUAUAUUGUAUGAGUAUAUGGUUGGUAGGAUGUAAAGAUAAUUAAAGACCACACUAGAAGAGCAUGGACUUGAGGUUGUGACAAAAGAAACACAACCAAUACACACAGUGCAAUGCUUGUUUAGUCAAAACAACAGUUCUAAACCCAAAAAUACUGUCUACUAUCAUAUAAGACAAAGAUAAGCAAGAAAUCUUCAUAAUUAACUAGCUGAUUGUGCCAUUUUUAAGUCUACUGUAAUGUGAUCAAUGUUAUGUCAUUGUCCUAAUAGUACUCCCAUCCACCUGCUACUCUUGGUGAGCUUAAACAUGCGAAUCACUUACGACCACCUAUUGGUAGUUUUUUUUCUUUUCUUUUUUUUUUUUUUCUAAGACAGUUGCUGCAAAAAAACUUGCACGUUGUCCUCACUCAAUGUUGAUACACAGUUAGACUUACAUUUCAGUCUCUCUUAACUGAAACCAUAAUUGAGAAAAAUGCAUAAGAGGUCAUCAGACCUAUUCUGUAAUAGAUACAUUAACUGUUACUGUUUGCAGAAUUUACUGUAUUACUGUCUUAUCAUUUGCAUAUUGUUUCUGCCUCCUAUAAACGGUUAAUAUUUUUACUGACCCUCAAACAUCUACCUUGCGGAAGUGCCCUCGAGCCACUGCAACCCUCUGCUUAUAGAGAGAAAUCGGAGCACGUGCAAAGAUGGAUAUUUACAAAUGUGCACAGACAAUUGAAGUAAAAUUGGGGCAUUAUAUCCCUGAAUUUUCCCAGGAUUCAAGAAAAAAAAGUUCUUUUUAUACAGAAACUCAAUGCAUUCCUCCAAUGGAGAUUUUAAAACCCCGUGACUCCAGACCCGUGCUGUCUGUGUUUAGCAUGUUCAGUUUGUUUUUAAAUAUGGGUGUUUUUUAAAUUUAAUGUACGUCUUGGUCAAUCAGUCUUCCCAAGGCUUUUGUUUUUAAGAGGCAUGUAACAAGGUUGAACUUGAAGAAAAUUUAACAUUGUGUCUUUGAAGUAUGCUAUUUGUCCCAUCAUUUUAUUUAAUGGUUAUCCGUCCCAUUUUAAUGUCACCUGUUUGGUCAGUCAUCAGUCCAUUAAUGGAUUACAGGGACCAUAGUGAAACUACCUAAUGAGGAAAUCAAUAUAAUAAUGGUUGGAAACUCAGCGGAAGGAUUUUCAGCCGUCAGUUACUAGAGAUAAGGUAUCUUCAACUUGUAUAUACAGGAAGCUGAUUUUAAAUAAAGUGCCUGUCAUGUUUUUGUAUAGACUACAAUAAUGUGUUCAGCAAUGUGUUUGAAAACAAGACGAACUGAUUUGUAAUUCUCAAGGUUUCCCUUUACUGUUUGGUUGUACAUGUUUUUUUUUU